Messenger RNA from Schistosoma bovis, 714 nucleotides. Lineage: Eukaryota; Metazoa; Platyhelminthes; Trematoda; Strigeidida; Schistosomatidae. The record is from the annotation of a GenBank genome assembly.
UGUCGGACCGCGUGAAUACAAAAGCAGCGUUACUUUGAAGGUAAAAUUUUGGGGAAAUUAUCAUAUCGUGGUAUGCCCACAUUAAGUCGGAAAAAACUACACCACCAGCUGGAAAAUGUUAAGACAUUUCAAAACCCAAAACUUGAGUUUGAACAGUACUGUACCUCAGCACAAGUUGCAGCGGACAUCUUGUUUAAUAUUCAAAUGACAGAUAAUGCAUUGGAAGGGAUGUCUGUAGCCGAUCUUGGAUGUGGUACUGGAAUGUUGUCUAUCGGUGCUAAACUCCUUGGAGCUAGUUGUGUACUUGGAUUCGAAAUUGAUGAGGAUGCUGUGAAUGAGUUUCAAUCAAACCUAGGAACAUGUGAAAUGCUAGAUGAAAAUAUUGAUGUUACUUUGUGUGAUGUAGCACGGCUCUUUCAUGGGAACAACAAGAAAUUUGUGGAUACAGUUAUUCUAAAUCCUCCUUUUGGCACUAACCCGAAAAAUAAUGGUAUUGACAUGGCAUUCCUACGUGCUGCGCUGUCCAUUGCCCACUUACAUGUAUAUUCGCUCCAUAAAACUACCACACGAAACCAUGUUCUACAUACAAUACAGAGUACUGGUGCACAGGGCAAAGUGGUUGCAGAACUUCGCUAUGACCUGCCUCGUUUAUACAAGCGUCAUCGUUAUAAUACAGUAGAUAUAGCUGUUGACUUGGUUCAUUCGUGGUUUUAG